Callorhinchus milii (elephant shark) is the source of this 1798-nucleotide messenger RNA. It is a transcript of the gene cd164l2, whose product is annotated as CD164 sialomucin-like 2. NCBI's taxonomy places the organism in Eukaryota, Metazoa, Chordata, Chondrichthyes, Chimaeriformes, Callorhinchidae. The transcript has 8 exons. The coding region runs from base 276 to 806 and encodes 176 amino acids. The record is from RefSeq and is a predicted model, not a curated record. Gene Ontology annotation, cellular component: cytoplasmic vesicle.
GGGCUUGCCUUCGCUCGUGGCUGCAGUGGUUGAUAGCUGUGCCUUGCACCGAGAGAGAGUGAGAGUGAGAGAGAGAGAGAGAGCAAGCAUCGAUCUGCUCUGCGUGGGUGUCUGUUCUCUCUGACACAGAUGCGAUUAGCUGAAGCAGCCUGCGAUGGAACACUGACGGCAAAGGAAUUGUGAGCGCCAGGUCCGAAUGACGCACGGCGGGAUCCGAGUUGCAGCAUUUGGCAGGGAGGUCUGAUCAGCUGUUGGAUCAUUUUGGAGGAGAGAGGAUGGACAGAGCAGACAUCGUGCUGAGAGCUUCUCUGUUAAUGUUUCUCUCUGGAGUUUGCCAAGUACAGACAGCAGGAGGAUGCGGACAGUUUGUAUCGUGUGAGCGGUGUCUCACUAGCAAUGCUUCGCUCAAUUUAGCCGACUGUGCAUGGGCGCAGUGUCGGUCAGAUGAUGCCUUGUGUGUCUCAAAGAGUUCUGGCAACCUGACCGGCUGCUCUGUGUUUGAUGUACCUUCAAUGUGCGCAGCUCUGCAUCUCACCACUGUUGAUCGUGUUCCUGUCUCCAACACCACUCUCACUACCACCACCUCCACAGCAGCGACUGUUACCACCACUGCUAAGGAAAUGCCCUCCACUACUGCAGGAAGCACCACUCCGGUCCCCACGACAGGCCCCGUGUACUCGCCCACCACCUUCGACCCAGCCAGCUUCAUUGGAGGGAUCUUGUUGGUCCUGGGGGCGGAGGCGCUGGUCUUCUUCGCCCUCAAGUACUUCAGAACGCGAGAGGGGACCUACCAAACUCUGAUAUGAUCACAAAGGAUGGAGGAAACAAGCUGGAAGUGGCCAAAAUCUCUGCACAUGGGUUUUCCAACAAGCGCCUUGUUUAAAUGAAAGUUUUCUUCAAUGAAGUUGUUGUAUUUAUAUAUUUGGAUGUGAUAUUUUUAAGGGUCCAUUUGACCCUCAGAAUUUAUUGGCUUUUUUUACAUAAAAAAGGCAGAACCAAAUUCUUAAUUGAUUUGUAUUAUAUUCCCAUUGAGGAUAUAAUCUUCCUGGAACACAAAUGAUGCACAGUAACAUUCUGUCUCUUGACCGCAGAAAUAUUAUUUGAAAUUUUUUUGAAAGGCUUUACAACUUUUUAACGAAACCGAAAACCUUCCAUCAAUGCUUUUCGGAUCAGCAACUUUUCCGCUUUUAAAAGAAACAAAAAGUUUUCAGUAGAAUUGAGUGAGUUAGUUUUAACAAAUAUCUUGAAUUGUGAUUUUUGUUUUCAUAUUUCACGUCACUGAUUUAUCAAUUUCCAAAACAUUGCACGGCAAAGUGAAAAGAAGAAAAAGGGGGGAGAUGAGGGGGUGAAAUAUUUUGCUGUUUAAUACAGAGUGGAAGAGUGCUCUUUGUUUUAAUUGCAAUAUUCGAGAGGCAGAGGAAAUGAUGUUACUUGAGUAUUGUGCUGGUGGGAGCCUCAUUGAUUCAAGAGUGCUUGCAAUGCAUUUGAGAUGAUGGCAUAUCCCCCCCCCCACCCGCUCUGCUUAUCUUUGCUCCUACUCUGGUUGAUCUUGUCUUUGUUUUUAAAAAAAGAAGUGUUUUUAACAAUUUUUUAAAAAAUUACAGCUGACUUUCCAACUUUUAUUUUGCUAAAAUACUCUUCAAACUUACAAUAUUUCCCCGAAAUCUGCAUUAAUCUUCUGGUUAGAUACAUGUAUAGGUCUCUGUAAUGGAGCAAAUGGAUGCACAGGGGUACGUGCUAACACCGUUAAGUAACUCGCAGGGAGAUGCAAAUAAUAAUCCUUGUCAUCGAGGCGUCU